Messenger RNA from Ruditapes philippinarum (Manila clam), 2968 nucleotides. Its product is annotated as actin nucleation-promoting factor WASL-like. The coding region runs from base 96 to 1676 and encodes 526 amino acids. NCBI's taxonomy places the organism in Eukaryota, Metazoa, Mollusca, Bivalvia, Venerida, Veneridae. The transcript is spliced from 10 exons. Gene Ontology annotation, molecular function: actin binding; small GTPase binding. Gene Ontology annotation, biological process: regulation of Rho protein signal transduction; actin filament organization. The record is from RefSeq and is a predicted model, not a curated record.
CAUUGUUAAUCGCCGGAUGCAGUAGGAACUCGCAACACGGAAGUGAAGUUUAUGUUUUUAUUAUUUUAUACGUUCUCUUUCUCCCAAUCUUCAUCAUGUCGAACCAGAAUCGCGGUAAAACCAACGAGAGAUCACAGUUGAUAUCUGACCAAGAAAAUGAUGGGAUUUUCAACAGUCUUGGUCGAGGAUGUUUGUCACUGUCAACAGCAGUAGUUCAGUUAUACCUGGCAGAAGCUUCUAACAGACAGAGAUGGAACAAACGAUGUUGUGGUGUCGUCUGCUUUGUCAAGGACAAUCCACAAAGGUCUUACUUCAUAAGAUUGUAUGAUCCCAAGAGUAAGCAGAUAUUAUGGGAACAAGAGAUUUACACCCAGUUCAAGUACAAGACACCAAGAGAGUAUUUCCAUACAUUUGAAGCACAUGAUUGUCAAGCUGGAUUGAACUUUGCUAGUGAAGAUGAGGCUGCUAAGUUUAAGAAAGUUGUGGAGGGAAAGUUGAUGGAGAGGCACAAGAAACGACUUGAGAAGAAGAAGCAGCAAGGUGGAGGUUCAAACACUACAUCUCCUCCGGUACCAGCUCACGCCGGCUCUGGCACCAUGAUAGUCGGUUCCGGACCGCCCCCGUCCAGUGGUAACGUCACUCUGAACAAGCCUCCCGUGAACACGGUGAAGGCAGCACCAAAGAAGAAAGAUAAAGGAAAGGACAAGGGAAAGAAGAAGCUGACCAAGGAAGAUAUUAGUACACCUACUGACUUCAGACAUGUCAGCCAUGUUGGCUGGGAUCCUGACUCUGGUUUAGAUAUGAAGAAGUUAGACCCGGAAAUGAAGGCAUUGUUUGAGCAGAUCGGUAUAGAUGAUCAGUCACAGAUGGAUGAAGAGACUAUGGACUUUAUCUAUGACUUUGUUGACAAACAUGGUGGUUUAAAUGCUGUUAGAGAAGAUCUAGCCAGGCGUAAGCCGCCUGCAGCCCCCACCCAUCAAGCAGGGCCACCACCCCCUCCUGGGCCAAGAGCUCAUCCCCCUCCUGGGCCAAGAGCUCCACCUCCCCCAGCAAGAAAUGCUGCACCACCGCCUCCACCAUCACAUCGUGGGGCAGCACCACCCCCACCUCCAGGACGUCAUGGAAUGGCGGCUCCACCCCCUCCUCCUCCAGGAAGGCCAGGAAUGGCAGCCCCGCCUCCACCUCCUGGGAGGCAACCAGCUGCUGCUCCUCCUCCACCUCCAGGUAGAGGCGGUCCACCCCCUCCACCACCAGGAAAUAUUCCUGCCCCACCUCCACCACCUCCUGCAGCCCCUGCAUGCCCCUGCACCACCCCCUCCUCCCCCUGCAAUGCCAUCUGGUGGUGGGGCACCUCCCAUGCCCCAUCCAACUCUGGUAGAACUGGGCUACUUGAUGCAAUACACAAAGGAACUACUCUAAAACAUGUUGAACCGGGUCAAGGUAUAGGUGCAAGUGAUGCUAGAGGAGGACUUUUAGAUCAGAUUAGAGGAGGGACUACACUGAAAGCAGUGGAUCAUUCUAGCAAGCCGGCUGCAAGUGCUGAUUCUGGCGGUGGUAUUGUUGGAGCGCUGGCUGCUGCCCUGGCACAGAGGAAGAAUGUCAUUCAAGGCUCUGAUGAUGAAGAUGAUAGUAGUGAUGAUAUAGAUGAUGAUGACGAUGAUGAAUGGGAUGACUAAAAAUGUUUCUUCAUCUCAUCAUGCAUUCCUUCCAGCUUUUAGAAAUGAUGGACAUUUUGUACUACAAGAUUAUUUUUAAAUGUUGUGUUAAAAUCAUGAACUGAUCUAUAAUGUGUAAUAUUUUAUGUGCUUUUCAAACUUUCAAUACUAACUUAAAUAUACUUUGUAAGGGUCAUUUAAUUCAGGAAUGUUUCAUUUAUAGUGAAGAUCACAGUUACAAAUGAUUAAUGUGAAAAAUUUACUUUUGAUCAACUUGUACAUGAAAUCAGAAACAUUCAUUAGGUCUGUUACAACAUGACCUACAAUUUAAGCAAUGUUCUGGAUUUUCUAUUUAAAAAUUUUUACUUAAAGCAAAUUUCUGGAUUGUCUAUUUAAAAAUACUUACUUAAAGCAAAUUUCUGGAUUGCCUAUUAAAAAUUCUUACUUAAAGCAAAUUUCUGCAAUUUCCAGCUAAAAAUUUUACUUGAUGCAGAUUUUUGUGGGUCUUUAGGCUCCAUCUUCAACCAUUACCAUAUUCAUAAACAUCGUGAUUGAAAAAUAGUUAAAAGCUACUGCUUAACUAAAAUCAUAUCUUUAAAGCGGCACGCCUUCAGAUUCAUGCUAAUUUUCAUGAAAAUUUUGAAAAUAUGUUUCGAAGUUUUAUUCAGUGAAAUAACCAAAAGGAAGCAAUUUACACAAUAUCUAUGGCACUUACAACCUACGUAAAUUACUAAAAAGAGGACAAAAUAUGCAAAAAUAGCCCUUACUGCGUUAGUAACACAGUAGAAAUAUAGUUAUAAAUACUUAAAAAUUGGUCAUUAAUCGCACAUAACAUGUAAAUUAUUACUAGAACUUUGAAUAUUUACACUUUUCCUAAAAUCUUAGUACAUUUUUCUCAGGUUUGGUUUUAUUGAAAUAUUUUCGCUCAUCUGGAGGCGUGCAGCUUUAAACAACAGCAGAGACAUUCUAUGUUACAACUCUUUGUAACAAUUGACUGUAAGAUUAUGGAAGCAACAUGAUUUGCCAUGUUUUGGUUUUUAUCACCGUAAUAUAGAUAUAAAGUUAUUGGCAAUUUCUGAGAAAUAGACAGUCAGAAAUUUUCAAAUUUAAGGAUUCUCAUAGGAAGAUAAAGUAUGGUGAAGACUUGUCAUUAUUUGAUUGAUACAAAUUAUGAUACAAAUAAGCAACACAAUUUUCCAUGUAAAUUUUUAUUUCAUGAUUGACAAGAACAGUGUAAAUAUUUCAGAAAAUUUCUACUGUGAUAUGUUAAAAGUGAUAUAAUUGACAGAAAUAAAACCUGUAUACAUCAGAAA